Suillus plorans is the source of this 803-nucleotide messenger RNA. RefSeq lists its product as uncharacterized. The coding region runs from base 249 to 644 and encodes 131 amino acids. NCBI's taxonomy places the organism in Eukaryota, Fungi, Basidiomycota, Agaricomycetes, Boletales, Suillaceae. The transcript has a single exon. The record is from RefSeq and is a predicted model, not a curated record.
UGGAGAAGGGGAUGUAGUACUAUGGAAUGUUCGAAAUACUGAGUCACGUUUGUGUUGGGGAUUAGAGGCUGCAGUGCGAUUCUGAUAGGGCAUCAUAACAGUGUUAGGUGGAUAUCAACAAAGUUCAUGUGAAUAUUUUAAUAUCUUCAAUGUCACUAAUGUCAUGCCCAAAGUGCGGGAAAACAUUCACGAAGGAGAGCAGCGUCACUCGACACCUGAGCCAGCCUUGAUCCUCGUGUCAUAGUCAUAUGCGUGACAUUGUUGAUGUUUUGCAGUUCGCGGAAGUGGUUCCUCCCCAGCGUCGCACAGGGGAUCAUACCAACAGCGUCCCGGAAGUUCACGAUGGGGAUCACUCGUAUGAUAACAUCAACGAUGAAUUCGGAAUGUUUGGAGAAUCGCUGGAGGAAGAGUAUGAUGGUGCGGGGGCCUGUUACUCUCAAGAUGGCUCAACCUUCUUGGAUUUAUUUGACGCCGAUGAAUACACAGAAUGCAGGGUAGACAACCUCUACUAUCCUUUCGCAUCCAAAGAAGAGUGGGAAGUUGCCGAUUAUCUCCUGCGCUCGUCCCUCAGCAUGGCAGCAAUAGAUGAAUUUUUGAAGCUUUCAAUGGUGUGUAUUCUUUGCAUCCUCAGGCUGGAGCAUUGAUACAUCAACCGCAACCAAGAGGUACCCGCUCGGGAAAAAAUGUACAUGAGGCCACCUUACAUCGUUAAGACCCUCCCAGACCCUCCCCCCCUCCCGUGGGAAUUUCCCACGCCCAGGGGUAUACCAAAUUUGGUAAGUUCUGUGGCACCAACAGCGGAC